AUGCGCGACUACGCGGUCAAAGUCGACGCGGGCGACUACGAGCGCCGCCUCGAUAUUUUCGCCGAGAAGCUGCGCUCCAUCGAGGCGCACGACUCCAGCGACUUCAGGCUGGGGCUGAAUCGCUUCUCGCACCUCACGGAGGACGAGUUCGCGUCGAUGUACAGGCGCCCCAUGAGCCGCGUGCCAGCGCCGCCGGUCGACGCGGUGGCACCCGAGACAUCGGCCUCGGUCGACUGGGUCGCCGAGGGCGUCGUGACGCGCGUCUACGAGCAGGGCGCCUGCGCGGCGUGCUGGACGUUCGCGGCGAGCGGCGCCCUCGAGGGCGCCUUCGCGCUCGCGACGGGCCGCAAAGGCGCGAACCUGACGGCGUUCUCGCAGCAGCAGAUCGUCGAGUGCGACAACAUCACGUGGCACGGCAAGCGCGUCGACAACGGCUGCCACGGCACGUGGUACGGCAUGGACUCGGCCUACGCGUACAUCGAAACCAACGGCGGCCUCUGCACGGAGGCGGCGUACCCCUACGUCGGCGCGAAUUCGACGGACUGGACGACCUGCCACGCCUCCGAAAACGGCUGCGCGAUCGUGUCCGGGUCGGCGCCCGCGAACCACACGGACGUCGCGCCGGCGAGCGAAGCCGCGCUCGCCGCCGCCGUCGCGAAGCAGCCCGUCUCCGUCGUCGUCGACGCGAGCUGCCAAGGUUUCAUGUCCUACGCGGGCGGCGUCUGGACGAAGGACUGCGGCACAAAGCUCGACCACGCGGUCCUCGUCGUCGGCUACGGCUUCGACGCGCCGUCCAACACGUCCUACUGGAAGGUCAAGAACUCCUGGGGCGCGGCCUGGGGCGAGGCCGGCUACGUGCGCCUCGCGCGGGGCCUCGCGGGCACGGGCGGCCACGGCAUCAUGGACAUCGCGAGCACGGCGUCCUACCCGACCUUCGCGUAA
Molecule: messenger RNA, 942 nt
Organism: Aureococcus anophagefferens
Lineage: Eukaryota; Pelagophyceae; Pelagomonadales; Pelagomonadaceae
Exons: 1
Coding region: 1-942 (313 amino acids)
Cellular component (GO): lysosome
Molecular function (GO): cysteine-type endopeptidase activity
Source: RefSeq, a predicted model, not a curated record